AUGGACGGCGGGGACCAGCGGAGCCUGGUGGGACAGGGCGAGGGACCCAUGUGCACGUCUGUCUCUGAAGGCCUGGAGGAGGGUGAGGUGGAAGGGGAGACGCUUCUCAUCGUGGAGUCGGAGGACCAGGCAUCGGUGGACCUCUCGCACGACCAAAGCGGUGAUUCGCUGAACAGCGAUGCAGGCGAGGAUGGCGAGGGGGGCUGGAACGAGGACAUGUCCUUCUACUGCGAUAAGUGCCACAAGUGGAUCCCUUCGGCCCAGCUCCGAGGAGACCAGCCCAGCUACCUGAAAGGGGACAACUUCUUCAAGUUCACAUGCAUGGACUGCUCAGACGAAAACAAGGAGAGCUUUGAGAGGAUGCGGCUCACGUGGCAGCAGGUUGUGAUGUUGGCCAUGUAUAACCUGUCUCUUGAGGGGACAGGCCGACAGGGCUACUUCCGUUGGAAAGAGGACAUCUGUGCUUUCAUCAGCCGACACUGGACCUUCCUACUGGGUACAAGGAAGAAGACGUCCACGUGGUGGAGCACGGUGGCCGGGUGCCUCUCCGUGGGCAGCCCCACGUUCUUCCGCUCCGGGGCUCAGGAGUUCGGUGAGCCCGGCUGGUGGAAGCUUGUGCAGAACCGGCCUCCCACCCUCAGGCCGGAGGGAGAGAAGACCUCAGCCGCCUCACUCAAGGCUAAAGCCGCAUCCCGGCCGUCCCUGGACCCCACCAUCACAGUGGAGGGCCUGCGGAAGCGGGGUGGACGCAACCCGGUGGAGAGCGCCAUGCAGCUGAAGGAGAAGCGCUCGCGCACGCAGGAGGCCAAGGACAUCCGGCGGGCGCAGAAGGAGGCGGCUGGCUUCCUGGACCGCAGCGCAGCCUCCACGCCCGUGAAGCUGGGUGGCCGCGGGCGCCGGCCCGACCUGCAGCUGGAGAAGGGAGAGGUACUCGACUUCGCCUCUCUCAGUUCCUCCGACCGGACGCCGCUCACGUCGCCCUCGCCCUCGCCCUCGCCCGACUUCUCUGCUCCGGGAACGCCUGCCUCCCACUCAGCCACGCCCAGCCUGCUUUCAGAGGCGGACCUUAUUCCUGACGUCAUGCCCCCUCAAGCACUGUUUCAUGAUGACGAGGAGUUGGAGGGCGAGGGCGUGAUCGACCCGGGCAUCGAGUAUGCGCCCCCUCCCAGUGUGCCGCUGCCGCCCGGCACCCUUCUCGCCCGGAAGAAGCAGCGGCCCUCCGAGCUUGUCAAGCAGGAGCCGGAGAGUGAGGAUGAGGUGCGGGCUGAAGAAGAGGGGUGCCAGGAUGAGGGCUCGGGCACCCGGGGCCGCAGCGCUGGCGACCGAAGGAAGGAAAGGUGCGAGGGGGGCGUGGCUGGGCCAACGCCCAUCCCUCGCCACGCCCCCCUGGGCUUGUACGAGGAGCGCGCCCUGCUGCGGCGGCUGGAGGCGUGUCCGCACGCGCUCGCCGUCACGCCCCAGGCCCGUCGCCUGCGCCGGAAACUGCUGGUGCGGCAGGCCAAGCGCGAGCGAGGGCUCCCCCUGCUGGACACCGACCAGGCCGUCAGCGCUGCCCUCAGCCUGGUCGGGGGUGUGUACGGGGCCCAGGCGGGCAUGGCCAGCCGUGGCGUCACAGAUGGCACGGAGUACAGGACAAGCAGCCGCGACCUGCGCAUCCUCGACCGCUUUCAGGUGCCAGCAGCCAGCAGGAAGGGCUUCCACCAACACAGCGUCUCCUUCUGGCACAGACUGAUGGGCUCGGACGCCUGUGUGGACCAGGGCAUCAAGAGCCCCUACACGUCCAGAAUGCUCAAACCUUAUAUAAGGAGAGACUACGAGACGAGGCCGCUGAAGAUGAGCUUGCUGGCAGAGAUCAGGGCAUACCCGCACAGGGGCAACCCAUCCUGGGUGGCCGAGCCAGAUGCGCCCAUUGACUACUGCUACGUGCGGCCCAACCACAUCCCCUCCGUCAACGCUAUGUGCCACGAUGUCUUCUGGCCCGGCGUGGACCUGUCCGAGUGCCUACAGUACCCAGACUUCAGUGUGGUGGUGCUCUAUAAGAAGGUGGUGAUUGGCUUUGGCUUCAUGGUGCCUGAUGUGAAGUAUAACGAGGCCUACAUCUCCUUCCUGCUGGUGCAUCCUGAGUGGAGGAGGGCCGGCAUCGCCACCUUCAUGAUCUACCACCUCAUUCAGACAUGCAUGGGGAAGGACGUGACCCUGCACGUGUCAGCCAGUAACCCGGCCAUGCUGCUCUACCAGAAGUUUGGCUUCAAGGCGGAGGAGUACAUCCUGGACUUUUACGACAAAUACUACCCCGUGGACAGCAGAGAGUGCCGCCACGCCUUCUCCCUGCGGCUGCGGCGCUGACGCCCACCAUGCCCACUGGUCUCGCUCACCACACCCCUGGAUUCGCCCAUCAGGCACACAGUCUGGGCUGGAUUUCCCAAGCACUGACUAGGGCACCUGGAGGAAAUGACGACUGACGCUGCAAUUUCAAGAGAAAAUACACUGUCCAAUUACUGACACACUGCUCCAUGUUGCAUCAAACUGCAACUUUGUCUUUAUAUGGGAUUUGUGGAUUUAGAGGUCUUAUGUUAAUGUGUAGAACACAUGGUAGACUGUGUGUGUGUCAUCAUUUUGUGUGUACUGUACAUUGUGAUGUAUUGUGUAAUUUCUGAAGAAAAGGGCUUGCCCACCAGUGUCCUGUGGGACCACCUUUGUGGUGAUGUACCAUCACAGACAAACCACACACAGACUUUUUUUUUUUUUUUGUGUUCUUCCUAAUUGGUAUUAGGUCAGUUUCAUACUCUUAUUUGGCUGGUUUUUUUAGCACAAAGCUCACUGGUGAACAAGCUAGAUGUUCAGGUUACCAUAGUAAUGGGCUGAACCAGAAAGAGCUUGCUUUCGAUGUCCGUGAGUUUCAGUCUUGAGGCCGAGCUGCAUUCCCAAAUGCAUGACACUAAGCCAGGACUAGUGUGUGUCUGAGCUGGUCGUACUUCCUUAAUUCGGAUGCUCUAACGUAAACAAGCAGGUUGUGUGUAGUGAUGGUCAUUUUUCUUUGUUGUUUUUCACUCUAAACCAGGGUGUUUAAAGCCCUGUCUUGUUUAAAUCUGUCAGUGGGUCAGACAAACUGAGCUCUUUAUUUCCAGUGAAGUAAAUGUGUAAUUCCCCCCCCCCAUUUUCCAUAAAAUGUUUCUAUAUAACUAUAUGAUGAGAAUAAAAUGUCAGGACCUAACUAAUCAUGUUCAGAAAAAACAUGAAAUGAAUGACUGGAUUAAUCUUUUUUUUGUCACAGCCAAUUGUGUUAAACAUUUUGAAUCAUACUGGAAACAUUUUCAAAUUAAAACAAAAAUGCAAUAAUGUGUCUAAAAACAA
This is a messenger RNA of Electrophorus electricus (electric eel), 3354 nucleotides long. RefSeq names its product lysine acetyltransferase 14 (gene kat14). Gene Ontology annotation, molecular function: histone acetyltransferase activity. The record is from RefSeq and is a predicted model, not a curated record. NCBI's taxonomy places the organism in Eukaryota, Metazoa, Chordata, Actinopteri, Gymnotiformes, Gymnotidae.